UGCUCCCUGUGAACUUUCUUGCUCUCUCAUCCUUCCCCCCCCCCCCCACCUCUCUCUCUCUGUGUCUGAAAUCGUUGAACUUUCUCAGCUCCUUUUGUUCCCUUUGUCCAGAUAGUCGUGUCUCUUCUUCUCAAGUCACCUAAAUCCCGCUUUCCAUCACAAGACCCACAUCCUACUCCUCUACUUCCUCUCAUUUCAUCGCUUAAAUCCCCUUUUCAUCGUCUUCUCGUUGUCUUCAAAUUCCUAUAAUUAUUAUGAGGAGGCAUAAAAGGGUGCCUCUUCCUGCCUGGCUUGCUCUUGUUGUCUAGGUGUCUUCUGUGCUUUCCCUUCAUCUUCUGCUGUGUCCUUAGGGAGAUAAACAGACAUGGCUGGUGGCAAUGAACUCAACCUCAAUGAAUCCAAGGCCACGGUUUCUUGUUCCGGUAAGUUGGAAAACUCGAGUUUCAUUUGGUGCGACAAGCUGAAAGUUCUGAUCUUUCUUUUGGUGAUUUGUAUUGUUCCACUCAACACCUGGGUUCUCAUCUCCAAUUUCAAGCUGGCCUACAAUCUUCUUCGUCGCGCAGAUGGAACAUUGAACCGCGAGCUUGCCGAGUUCCUUGAUCGGAAGGUCCCUGCCAACACAAUUCCAGUCGACGGAGUAUUCUCUUUUGAUCACGUCGAUCGAAACACUGGCCUGUUCAAUCGAGUUUAUCAACCAGCUCCUGAUAACGAGGCUAAGUGGGGCUACAUAGAGCUCGAAAAGCCCUUGAGUACCACCAAGGUUGUCCCUGUCAUCAUUUUCUUCCAUGGCGGAAGCUUCUCUCAUUCCUCCGCGAAUAGCGCCAUUUACGACACUUUCUGCCGCCGCCUGGUCAACAUUUGCAAGGCCGUUGUAGUCUCCGUGAACUACCGUCGUUCGCCGGAACACCGGUACCCCUGCGCCUACGAAGAUGGCUGGGCUGCACUAAAAUGGGUGAAAUCAAGAACAUGGCUUCAAAGCGGAACAGAUCCCAAGGUUCAUGUGUACCUAGCCGGGGAUAGUUCUGGAGGCAACAUUGUUCAUCAUGUGGCGGAGAGGGCAGCCGAGGAGGAUGUUGAGAUUCUGGGUAACAUUCUUCUUCAUCCAUUGUUUGGCGGAGAGAAGAGGACGGAGUCAGAGAAGAGACUGGAUGGGAGGUACUUCGUGAGAUUGCAAGACCGUGAUUGGUAUUGGAGGGCUUUUCUUCCUGAAGGUGAAGAUAGAGACCACCCUGCGUGUAACCCUUUUGGCCCCAGAGGAAAAAGUCUCAGGGGACUCGAGUUCCCUAAAAGUCUUGUUUGUGUGGCUGGUUUGGACCUUCUCCAAGAUUGGCAAUUCGCAUAUGUAGAAGGUCUCAAGGAUUCGGGUCAAGAUGUCAGACUCCUUUUCCUGAAAGAAGCUACGAUCGGUUUCUACUUCCUGCCAAAUAAUGAUCAUUUCUAUUGCCUCAUGGAGGAGAUAAACAAGUUCGUCAAUUCAGACGGUUAAUAAACCACCACUUAACCUUACCUGCUACAACAAGGCCAUACAUAACAAAAGCGCCACACUUCACAUGGGUUCUAUUUUUGUAUCAUCUUUUUCUCUUUGCUACUUUAUAAAUAUGGUGUGUAGUUACUAGUUAUAAAAAUUGCUAUAGUAAACAUCCAUGGCGGUCAAUUUGAGAGUUCUGAAACUCCGGGACUCUUGUCUGUUAUCUGCCCAUGUCUCUCUGAAGGGUAGUUUCAGCAGUUUGAAGUAGAAAGCUCUGUUCAGUCAGGUGGGGGGUUCAUCAAGCUUGCCCUGCUCAUCCUUAGUGACCAUAAUCACUGAAGGAAGAUAGAGGAUGAAGCUUGGUAGUCGGUCACUUUGGGUUAAGGAAACGGGGUUCCUAUCGUAGCACUAAUUUCUUAAUGUAAAGUGGAGCAAAUCCCAUAUUAUUAUUAUUAUUAUUAUCAUUAUGGACUUGUAUCUUA
Molecule: messenger RNA, 1950 nt
Organism: Prosopis cineraria
Lineage: Eukaryota; Viridiplantae; Streptophyta; Magnoliopsida; Fabales; Fabaceae
Product: gibberellin receptor GID1B-like
Exons: 3
Coding region: 365-1486 (373 amino acids)
Biological process (GO): floral organ morphogenesis; positive regulation of gibberellic acid mediated signaling pathway; raffinose family oligosaccharide biosynthetic process
Cellular component (GO): nucleus; cytoplasm
Molecular function (GO): hydrolase activity; gibberellin binding
Source: RefSeq, a predicted model, not a curated record